This is a messenger RNA of Morone saxatilis (striped sea-bass), 3369 nucleotides long. It is a transcript of the gene rsad1, whose product is annotated as radical S-adenosyl methionine domain containing 1. Lineage: Eukaryota; Metazoa; Chordata; Actinopteri; Moronidae. The transcript is spliced from 9 exons. The coding region runs from base 185 to 1603 and encodes 472 amino acids. Gene Ontology annotation, biological process: porphyrin-containing compound biosynthetic process. Gene Ontology annotation, cellular component: cytoplasm. Gene Ontology annotation, molecular function: coproporphyrinogen oxidase activity; 4 iron, 4 sulfur cluster binding. The record is from RefSeq and is a predicted model, not a curated record.
CCCGGAAGAGACCUUAAAAUUAAAACGACGUAAACAGUCGAAACGAGAGCACGCUUCUUUGGCCGGACUGUUGUCAUGGAAACGCUGUAAUGGGACCACGUGUUCAAGUGAAGGCCGACCCCGACUCAGGCUUCAGACAGACAGUUGAGUUUGCCGUCAGACAGACAGACGCACUGCCUCCAGGAUGAUCCCAUUGCGUGCGGUCAGACGUGCCCUCUCUCCCGGUGUGCGCCGCUUCUCUGACGCUUCCGGCGGAGAAAUAGUGGAAGAUGCGUUUGAACGGACGGGCUCUGCACAGCUCACCAAGCAGGCGUCGCUUUACGUACAUUGGCCUUACUGUCUCAGGAGGUGUUCCUACUGCAACUUUAACAAGUAUAUAUCCAGAGAGAACAACGAGCACAUGAUGACACAGUGCCUCCAGAAGGAGACUGAGACAUUGCUGCAGCUCAGUCAGGUAUCCUGCGUUACCUCUGUAUUCUUCGGUGGUGGGACUCCAAGCCUGGCUCACCCCUCAACCGUUGCUGCCGUCCUGGAAACUGUUUCCAGGCAGGCGAGUCUCUCAGAAAAGGCCGAGGUCACGCUCGAGGUCAACCCUACUCCCGUGGGAAUGUCAAAGUUAGAGGACUUUUGCCGUGCUGGGGUGAACCGUUUCUCCAUUGGGGUCCAGUCUUUGCAGGAUGACGAUUUGAAAAUUCUGGGAAGAGACCACAGUUCUCGUCAGGCCUUGCAAACUAUCGAAGAGGCCAGGAGGUUGUGCCCGGGGAGGGUGUCGGUGGAUGUAAUGUUUGGCCGGCCCAAACAGAGCGUUGAAUCCUGGGAGAACGAGUUGUCUAAGCUGUUGAGUGUGUGCGACGACCACGUGUCUCUGUACCAGCUGACCUUGGAGCGCGGCACUCAGCUGUUCAAACAGGUGCAAGGAGGAGAGGUGACUGUUCCCGCUGAAGACGUGACAGCUGAGAUGUACCAGUGUGCCAGGAGGACUCUGCACCAGCAUGGGUUUCUGCAGUACGAGGUGUCUAACUUUGCAAAACAUCAGAAAGCAGUGAGUCAUCACAAUAUGAGCUACUGGAAAGGAAGACAAUACAUCGGUGUCGGCCCAGGAGCACACGGGCGGUUCGUUCUCCCGGGCGAAGGAGGUGUCGCUAGGGAGGCCCGGACCCAGACUCUAGAGCCUGACGUCUGGAUGCGUGAAGUCCAGCAGAGGGGACAUGGGACACGGAGGCGGAUUCAGCUCAACCAUCUUGAACUAUUGGAGGAGGUGUUGGUGAUGGGAAUGAGAAUGACCGAGGGCAUUAAUCACAAGCACUGGGAGUUGUUUAGCCCUCAGCUGACACUCCGUGAAGUCUUUGGUAGAUCCACCGAUGUCCAAGAGCUGCUACAGAGUGGAAGACUCAUUCUUGACAACAGAGGCCUGCGCUGCUCCUGGCACGGACUGGCGUUACUGGACAGCAUGCUGCCAGCUCUACUGGUGGAGCUGGAAAAACAAAUCAGUCCGAGGCUACAAAGGGACCACCACACUGACAAACAAAGAAGACCUCCAACCCACGAUGACAGUAAUGUGAAGAGAGCAGAUAACGUCAGAGAAAGCUUGCCUGUGGGUUAGGCUGACAGGACAUGUAAAACUGUUGUCAUAGUAACCUAAACCACCACAAACUAUGCAGUAAUUACAUCCCCCACUGGCUUUUUCCUAUUAUAUUGUUAUAUAUAUUUUUGAAAAACUCCCAGGCGCCAUCGUGCAAUUAUAUAAUUAGCUAAUUUUUACUGUUAUGUAAACAUAAUUAUUGAUCUUGCAGGGUACAGGAAAUGAGGUAAAUGCCAGUUCAGUAUGUGUCUGUAUUGGGAAUAGACGUGAGUUUCGCUGCUCUUGUAAAUACACCUGCUGAAUAGAUGGAUAAAUCUAUAUUUAAGGGCCAUGUUCAGCACAAUAGCAAACAGGGGCUGUUUUAGUAAAGAAAAGUAAAGAAAAGUCUGUAAUUCCAUAAUUAUUUUCUUGGAAUUUAGAUCUGUGUGGCACUAAUUACAGUGACAAUGUUUACCUGAGUCUUUUACUCUUGAUACAACAAUUACAUAUAUAUGAAGAAUAAAAUGUAUAAUCAUACAGGAAUGAAUAAGGAAAUUCUAUCUGAAAAACCACCACUGCUUAUAAAUCCGGCUAACUAACUAACUAAAGUCAAAUAACAGUCUCAGUAAUUUAUAAUUUGGCACUGAGUAUAGGGACCGAGUGUGCUGCCAAAUGUUUCUUGUCUAUAAGUGGCAGUUUAAUUUGGAUUAAUUCAGUGUCAUUCAAAGAGAUCUAUUGAACCAUUCAGCAACAUUUUAGUUAAACUCAUUUACAAAUCAGUGUAAUUGAUCUUACAGUAUAUGAGAGGAAAUAAAUGAUUAACAUCAUCACAACAAUGGCCCUGCCACUGUCUCGUUGAGACUAUUACUUCUGAAGUGCUGUUACAGCCAGAGAUGAUUCAUAACAUAGACUGAUGCUGUCAAAAGUUCACAUUUGAAUUAAGCAUGUGUUAGUAUUUUACUAGGGAAAUGACAGGGAGGCCUUUCUGUCUCAUUAUGGAUAAAAGGAUGACAAUACAAUAGUACAAUAGUAAUUUGGAAUGAUUUCAGUGUAAUUGUGGCCUGUUUCUUUUAUAUAUUCUUACGUUUAUGUAACUACCACAUAGUGUGUUCCCACAUGCCUGCACAGCCUGACAUAACUUCAUCUGGGAUUUUGGGAUUUGAACAGUACAACCCCCAUUGUUAUCUGCAGUGAUCACGAUGUGCACUCCGGCUGGAGAAACAGCUCACUCUCUGCUGCAGAUUCAUGAAGCCUGAUGACGAGUCUUGCAGCACCGCCAGCUUCAGCAGCUGCAUAAUAAUAUUUAAAGAGCCCCUCCCUCUCACAAAUAUGCUUUUUUCUUGUUCUCACUUUUAGAUGUUUGAGCUUCGAUGUGCAGAACAAUGUACUUACAGAGUUUGACAAGACUGUUUUCAAAUUCAUCAGCUGGAAGUGGAAAAUGUUGUGCUCAUUGAAAAACUAAUUUUAAGGGGUGGGGCCUACAAGCAUCACCAACAUUGUCACUGUGACAUCACAAAUAGUUUUAAAAGUCAGUUCUGGUCCAGUAUACAUGUUAUACAAGUGUGAUUGGAAACUUUUAGUCACCAGUGCGCACAUACUGAGAACGGACUUUGUAAAGGAAAACUUUAAUUAACUAGAUUUUCAUAGGAGUAGAUGCUAUUUUAAGGAUUUUAAUGUGGAAAAUAUAUUGUUUUUGCAUAUCAGACAUUAUUGUUUCAAGCUGAUUAUUUGUAUAUAUGUCUUAAUACAUGUCUGGAGGGGUAACUGGGUACAUCUUGCCUGACUUUAAAGUACUGAGCUGAACAUUU